CCCCGCGGCAGCUGCCUCUCGCCCUCACACUCCGGCUGCCGCUGCCAGUGUCUCCGCCGCCGAACCCUCGCUCGCAGCGCCCAGUGUCCGACCCGCCGCCUCGGGCAGGGGCCCGGCUCGGCCCGCAGCGCCGCUGCCUGCCCAGCUCGGGAACAGGCAGAGUGGCCCCGUGAGCCCCAGCAGGUCCUGGUUGGUGGUGAGCAGCUGUCAUGAUCUCUACAGCACCUCUCUACAGUGGGGUGCAUAACUGGGCCAGUGCAGAGCGGAUUUGCAUGUGUGGCCUCAACGAGGAGAGGAGAGCCCCGCUUUCUGAUGAGGAGUCUAACAAGAGCAGCUCCCAGCACUUGGGGUCCCAGGAAUUUUGCGUCAGCAGCAGCCUUUCCAAGGUGGAGCUCACAGCAGUCAGCGGUGGCAGCAAUGCCCAGGGGCUGGAUGCAAAUAGCAGCGUGGAGGAAAAACUUGGGCCCAAGCUGGAAGAGCAGCCACCCAAACCCUACUCGAAACCAGAGUGUGCUGGACAAGCAGUGAUAGAAGAUAAUGUGCUGGGCCCUCUGGCAAACCAGGGAGAUGGCAGAGAGCUGGAGCCCGCAGUCCUGGGAGCUGUGGAGCCUGAGAGCAGCAGCACUGACAACGCCUGGACACCUGCAGAUCUUCACGGUGACAAGCAAGCUGAUGCUUCUCCUGCCUGCCCCAAUGCUCCAGACAGUGAACAUGCUGGGAAAGAGAAGAGCACCCUGAAUGCUGAAACACAAGAGGCAGGAGUGCCUGUGGAGGAGACACUGCCUGUGGUUGCCUCCAGCUGCAACACCCUUGCAUCCACUCCAGCCACCUUCACCUUGAAUAGAGUGUGUUUUUCCACAUCUCAAGCCCCAGCUAUGCAAAAAAUGCCCCUCUCCUUUCAGCCCGGGGCAGUUCUGGCCCCAAGCCAGCCCCUAGUGUAUAUCCCACCCUCCAGCUGUGGGCAGCCACUCAGUGUGGCUACUCUUCCAAGCCCCCUUGGGGUCCCCUCCACACUUGCUCUCCCAGUCCAUCCCUCCUACCUGCAGGAGCGUGGCCCGCCAGGCAUUAUUGCUCCCCCUGAGCUGUGCUCAUUUCCCUGUACCUUCUCCGUAGCCAGGCCCUUGCCUUCAGACUCCAAAGUGGUGUCUGUGGAGGUGAACCAGCUGAGCUGCCCUUCACCUUCAGGUGGGAACAGCACACAAACUGCUGCAGCUGUUGAUGGCCCUUCCCCAUCCAUGGAGGGCUCUUCGCUGUCACCCAGCCAGCCUUCCCUGGCAGCAUCAUGUGGGAGUGCAGCUCCCCCACCAGGUACUGGCCUGCACACUAGGGCCUCUGGUGCUCCAGAGCAGGUCGCUCAAGGGGCCACCACUUCGCUUUCUCCCCUGAAGUCCCCCCCACAGCUGGAGCGUGAGAUGGUCUCCUUCCCAGAAUGUUGUGAGAUGCCUCUUGAUCUGUCCUCUAAAUCCAACCGCCAGAAGCUGCCUCCACCGAGCCAGCGUAAGACACCUCCCAUGCCCAUCCUAACGCCGGUGCACACCAGUGGCAAGGCAGUGCUCACUACGGUCCUGUCCAAGUCCCAGCGUGCAGCCCAGAGCGCAGGAAGCAGUGUCACCUCAUGCCUGGGUACCAACCCUCCCUUAGUAAUUUUUCCUGACUUCCUGCGUAAUGGUGAGCAGGGCUCCUGGAUGAAAAACUCCACUGCACUGAUUAGCACCAUUCCAGGCACCUACGUGGGGGUGGCCAACCCAGUGCCUGCCUCACUACUGCUCAGCAAAGACUCCAGCAUUAGCUUCAGCAGGGAUCCACAGCACCUCCCCAAACAGGAGCCCAUUUCCAUUAUCGAUCAGGGAGACCCCCGAAAUGUUGGGCCACCCUCUGGGAAAAAAGGCAGCCAGGCUAGUGUGGAGGGUCAGCAGGACCCAGGUAGGCGGUUCCUCUAUGGCAGAGUUGCCCCAGGGGCUUCAUUGUGCCAAUCCAAAGAACUAUCUCUCUGGAAUCCUGGUCAGGGAAGCAUUUACCCCCGAUGCCCAGUUAAUGGGAAACCAUCCAGUCCCCAGCUUCUGCCUGUUGGGUGGUCUCCCUAUCACCAGACCCCUCUGCUUUCGAUUGGCAUCUCCACAACUGGACAGCUGCCCCUGAAUCAGAGUGGCCCCUCCAAACCAUCUGGUGCAGGCGAGCUCCCUGUGUUUCCCAGCAUGCAGCCUGUAGAGUCUGGCAUGGCAGCCUCCAAGGUCCCAGAGGGUCUGCCAAGACUUCCGUCUCUGGAAUGGGAAGCCAUGUCCAAAGCCAAGAACUGCAGGGCCUUGCCCAAGUUCUGUGAGGAGCCCAUCAAUCCAGUCCCUAUAGCUGUAGCUCCAUCUCUUCAGGCCAAUACUGUGGAAGCAAGUGAGGGAAAGGGGAAGGCAGAAAGCCCUUCCAGGAGCCAAGGGUGUGAUGAACCAGAGGCUGACUCCGGUAGAGAUAGUGUUGUACAGACUGAGGCUCCCCCAGGGAGCUGUAGCCUCAAGCAGUUAGGAGACUCAAAACCUAAAAACCAAGUGUUAGCUGCCUAUCUGUCACAUGACCUGCCUGUAGUCAAUCAGCAAGGCCUGCAAACAGCCUCUGAGCUGCCAGCUGCACCUGUGGAGAGUCAACGCAAGGAGCUGGGAUGUGAGGUGGCCCGGGAGCAGCCAGCCUCGGAGGCCCCCCAGUGUAUGCACCAGGUGGACCUGUGCAGGGUCAAGAAGGAGCGAGUGGAAUGUGAUGUGCCAUUUGCCUCUGGGGUUUGUCUGCGAGCUGGGGUAGCCCCCAAGGGCUUUCCAGAGACCAAACUCAAGGGAGCAGCGCAAAUCAAACAAGAGGGCAGCUUAUGCUGCAAAUCCAAACGGCAACACGAUGGGCGGGCCAAACAGGCCCACAAGAGACUGAAGUGCAGAGCCAGAGAUGGAGAGGAGGCCCCAAGCAAGUCGGGCAGCCGGAGCUUGCAUGGAUGGAAGUGGCAAAAGCAUCGCGGGGACCUGCAUGAGAUCAGCAAACGAGAAAGCCGGGUGGGCCCAGGAUCCAUGAAUGAGCACAAUAGCCUCAGGGUAAAGCGCAAGCGCAGGAGGCCAGCAAAGACAGAGCUCCAAUCUCCAGGGCGUCGUGGGGACAGCCAUGAGGAAGGUUACCUUGAGAAGAAACCCAAGAACAAUUUCCGUGACUUCAUCCCAGUGGUGCUGAGCAGCCGGACACGCAGUCAGUCAGGAAGUGUUGGUGGCUCCUCUGCUAGUGUGAGAGGAGAGUGCGAAGUGACUGGCCAGGAGAUCUUACCACUGUUGGAGGAGGAGCAGGAGGAGGAGACAUCCUUGAAACGCCGCAGGCUGAGGAAAUCCCACAGAAUGUCCCGCUAUCGCAGCCGCAGGGCCAGAGACAGGUCUCAGUCAGAAAAGGGCAGCUGCCACCUGAGGAGGGCCCGGGAGUUGCCCUGGAGAGUGGAGGCACCAAGGCAGCUGUGGGACCCAAAUGAGGAGGAUGAUGACGACAGCCAUGUCAAGAGGAAGAAAAGGAGACGGCAGAAGAGCUGGAAAUACCAGACUGGGGAGUACUUGACUGAGCGGGAAGAGGAGGAACAUGUGAGCUGCUACUCCCAUAGGAGGCGGAAAUCAAAAGCAGAUUUCAGGUACCGGAAGCAGAAGGAAUGUACCCAAGGCAAAGGCUCAGAGCUGCGAUUGAGGAGCAGGCUUUCCCCAUCGCCCCGGAAGUCCCAAGGGCGCCCGGACUUCCGAAAUGGCUUUCUCUUGGAUCACCCGGACAACUCCAUCCAGGAAGCACUCGAGAAACCAUCAGGAAAACGCAAAUGUAAAACAAAACAUCUGGCAGGGAUCUGUGAAGAGGGGAAGGUGAAAGGGCACUGGAAUCAGCCCAAGCCACGCUCUGUGAAGAAGGCCCAGGAGCUGUGGCCACUCUGCAAGUCACGGCAGGCCAGCCCAGGAAACUCCCCUGAAUUGCCCAUGACCCAGCACAUCCCUCCUGAGGCUCGGCGGCUGAUCGUGAACAAGAAUGCCGGGGAGACUCUCCUUCAGCGAGCGGCACGGCUUGGUUACAAGGACGUGGUGCUCUACUGCCUGCAGAAAAAGAGCAGCGAGGUGAACCACCGUGACAAUGCCGGCUACACAGCUCUGCACGAAGCCUGCGCACGAGGAUGGAUUGACAUCCUGCACAUUCUGCUAGAGCACGGUGCCAAUGUGAACUGCAGUGCACAGGAUGGCACAAGGCCUGUUCAUGAUGCAGUGGUGAAUGACAACCUGGAGACCAUGUGGCUUCUGCUCUCGUAUGGCGCUGACCCCACACUCGCCACUUACUCGGGGCAGACAGCCAUGAAACUGGCCAGCAGUGAGGUGAUGAAGCGGUUCCUGAGCGAUUACCUCUCGGAUCUCCAAGGGCGUGCUGAUGGGGACCCCCGAACAGCAUGGGAUUUCUACAGCAGCUCUGUACUGGAGGGGAAGGAUGGGAUUGGAUGCGACCUUCUGCUCAACCCUCCCGGAAGCUCUGAUCAGGAGGAAGAGGAGCAAGAAUCAGACAGCUUCAUGUUUGAGUUCUCAGACAAGCCCCUGCUUCCUUGCUAUAACCUCCAGGUGUCGGUCUCACGUGGGCCCUGCAAUUGGUUUCUCUUUUCUGACGUUCUCAAGAGGCUGAAGCUUUCCUCCCGCAUAUUCCAGGCUCGCUUCCCACACUUUGAAAUUGCUACCCUGCCCAAGGCGGAGUUCCAGCGUCAGGUGUCCUUGAGCCAGCUGCUGGCCCAGGAGGAGGUGCCAGAGAGCCCCGAGCUGCUCCCCCAUGGCCCUGCAGAGACAGUGGAGCUGGUGCGUUAUGAGCCAGAGCUACUGCAGCUCCUGGGCUCAGCAGUGGAGUUCCAGGCCUGGAGCAGCUGACGGGGGCUGGAGCUCUCCCCGCACUGGACUGCGUCAUGAGGCAAUAAGAUGGACUGAUGGGAAGCAGCCUUUUCAAUGCCAGCAGCGGGGCCUGGAGUUUUUGGCGGUUUUAUUCUCUCCUCGCGGCCCCUGAACUCCGACUGGGGAGAGACUCCACUUGUCUCCAAGGACUUCCCAGGGUCCCUUUCAGAUGAGCAGCAGCAGAUGCAGCUCUCUGCAGGUUCCCUUCCAGAUCAGCUGGGAAGCUCGGACCUGCCCCACUGGGCUACCUUAGCUGGGCCUUCCUGGCUGUAGGACCAUGGGCUCUGAAGUGAGGGGCAGUGGGUGCUUCUGCCCUGCCCCCCUAUAGAACCGCGCCUCUCUCUCAAGCUGCCCUCCCCCCAAUGUCUUCCAUAGUAUUUAUUUAAUUAGUAUUUAAUUUGUAAUGUUUCUUUUGUUUCUGCUGAGUCUGUAUCACUGUGAUUAUUUGAGCCCCGGGCUGUGGUGAAGAGGGCUUCUUCUGGCCCCUCUCCCAGGAUACGCCCAGAGGACACUGCUCUCCCAUGAGUAGCUAGCUGUCCAGUGACCGAACUGCUGCAGCCUGGCAGCAAAGGGACCAGCUCUCACAACAGUCCCCAGGUUAAAUUCUAGGGCCCGUGGGCAGCCCUCUCCCUCACCAGCUUCUGCUGGGGCUGUUCCCUUCCCAAAAGCAAGUCCAGCUGAGAGCUGUUCUCCAGCCCAGGGUUCAGUCUCCCCCAGGUGCUUGCCUGGCUGUCUCAUGCAUUUAACUUACAUCGCUUGUUUCUGGAUUCUUCUGGGCCACUUUGAAGAGGCAGCUGCAGCCCGAGAGCUAUUCCAAAGCCCCAGACAGGGACUCCAGCUGCCUCCCAUCCUCAUGGGCUCCUGCUGCUGCUGGAGGGCCAUCCUCCUUGACGCAGUGUCUGCAUGCAGACAGGCCCCUUCCUCCACCCUUGUCUGUGCCCUUCUUCUGUUCAGAGGAGCAGUUCUACUGCAGAGAGCUGGCCUGAGGGGGCAAGUGCCUGCCCCUGGCAGGAGCAGAGAGCAGGGCUGCACCGCUGUGUAGAUGGUACAGUUUUAUUGUACAGGUGCUAACAAGGAUGCUGAGGACUGGACAAUCUGUUUCCUGGCUCUCCCCUGUCCUGCCCUGCAGUGGGAGUGUUGGGUGGUUUUUUCUUUGUGUUGUGUUUCGUCCCAGCCGGGGCAGUUGUAGCCUCCCCUGACCACCACUGGUCUGCCUCCCCCUCCUUGGGACCAGACAGCUCCUUUUUUAAGCUGAGGGUUAUUGCCUUUGGGUGUGUAUUCUGGCUGCUCUUUCUGAUUUCUGUUUUAUUAUAAACAACCGGCUGUGGUGUCAAAAAACACUUAUGUACAGAAAAACCUGCAUCAGGCCCUCUGCCUCCUGGCUCUUCUAUCGCUGUGUGUGUCGUGUCCUGUUACUGGUGGUGGCAGGGGGGAAGCACUGUUCUUGGGAUGAGAACUUCUUUGCUCGCAGUGUGGGGUGAGAGAAAUGACCCUGGGCUCUGCGCACUGCUCAGUGAGUUGCUGUUCCCUGCUGUCUGUACUGUGAGAUCCACUGCUACAGCCCUUUGUUACGGCUGAGUAAGAGCCCAGCCCUGCCCCCUUGCUUGCCUGAGGAUAGCAUCCUCCUCCAGUGUGCUUUUCUAGAGCCUUAUAUCCGCCAGGCAGGGGAUCAGCUGGGGCAAGUGAAAGCAGGGUGCCACCUCUACCACUCUGCCCCUGUAGCCCAAACUGCUUUAGUGCAGCCUGCUCCAAUGUGCCCCUUCUGCUUCUUUCCCUGCAAGCAAAGGGGCACCUUCUAUGCAUAUAGCUGCUGCUACUCGCUGCAGCAACUGUGCACAGUGAGAUGACACAAAAAGGCAAGGCUGGGCUCUUGCUCACUUAGUGUUUUAAAUAUUCAGCUGUGCUUCAGCCUAGCUCCAUGGAGGAGCUGUUACUCCCAAGGCCAGAGUAGUACCAGCCUUGGACUCUAGGCCUGGCCUCUCAAUGUGUGUAAUCACCUCAGCCCACGUGUACACAUGCUGCUGGGCACCUGCUCACAGGCCAGGGCAGCAGUAGGGAAUAGCAUAAGAAGGAACUUCCAACAGGGGUUUGGCGGCCCAGGCAUAGAGCUCCAUCCCCAGGACCUUGGCUCAGGCAUGUCUACUCCCCAGGGCCUAAUGAACAGUGGUGGCAGGGGAAAGAACUGAGCCCAGGCUGUGGUGAGGAGCAGGGGCAAUGGAAUGAAAUGGGUAAGAUGGGCCUUUUCUCCUGUCCCAGCCUGUGUAUUCAUGUGGGAGAGCCCAGUAGGUGGAGCAUGCUGAUCAGGGAGUUUCACACACAUACCCUUUUCCCAGGUGUAGAUGAUAUUGGAGGGAGCCAGGGCAUGAGUCAGGCCAGGUGCUGUACCACUCCUAGCAGCUCCUCGGGCUGCUGUAAGCAGAGAGCCUGGUGCCAGGGCAUUGCAUGUAGU
Molecule: messenger RNA, 7359 nt
Organism: Mauremys mutica (yellowpond turtle)
Lineage: Eukaryota; Metazoa; Chordata; Testudines; Geoemydidae
Gene: BCORL1
Product: BCL6 corepressor like 1
Exons: 14
Coding region: 210-4889 (1559 amino acids)
Biological process (GO): negative regulation of transcription by RNA polymerase II
Cellular component (GO): nucleus
Molecular function (GO): transcription corepressor activity; protein binding
Source: RefSeq, a predicted model, not a curated record